Triplophysa dalaica is the source of this 4119-nucleotide messenger RNA. It is a transcript of the gene tbx3a, whose product is annotated as T-box transcription factor 3a. The coding region runs from base 963 to 3065 and encodes 700 amino acids. Gene Ontology annotation, biological process: cell fate specification; cardiac chamber development; positive regulation of cell population proliferation. The transcript is spliced from 7 exons. Gene Ontology annotation, cellular component: nucleus. Gene Ontology annotation, molecular function: RNA polymerase II cis-regulatory region sequence-specific DNA binding; DNA-binding transcription factor activity, RNA polymerase II-specific. The record is from RefSeq and is a predicted model, not a curated record. Lineage: Eukaryota; Metazoa; Chordata; Actinopteri; Cypriniformes; Nemacheilidae.
ACCUGACUGUGAAAAUCCUAUGCGGUCGUGUUUAUCUUAGGUAGACUAAAUAAACUACUGUAUACGAUCUCUAUGAAGAGAGGCCGAAUACAGUGACGCUAUGCGCACGAGACGUGGAGCUUCAUCUUCUCUGGGUCCCGCAGACCGACGGAUGCGCGUCCUGAUGAUCUUCAUAUUUUGUACUCACACAACAGCGAGACACGCAGCGCCCUUUCGCGGCAAUAGAGCCCUCAAACACCUUCUUAUAAAUCUGAAGUCUUUCCCUCCACCCGACCUGUUAAAACCACGCCUACAGAGCAACACAAUUGGUCCGAAAGCGUCAAAGAGCCAAUCAACAGAGACAUGCUGCUCGAAGCAUGUAACACAUCCACACGGCUGAAUCCUAUGGAGUUCAGAAGCACUGGGGUUGUCUCUGUGCUGGACCCUUCGCUCCGCUGAAAUGUGUGUGCGCGCGUGAAAGAGAGAAAGUGUGCGUGCGAGCGCGUGAAGGUGUAUACCUCCAACAAGUAAAGACAGAGGAAUUAUUCUGAGCCAACGAAAUAUUUCAACACAUCUUAUUUCGCUGGACUCGGGGCGAUCGCAUUUCGGAAUGUCUAUUUAAAAAGAGAGAAGAAAAACAAACGAACGACGCCGCAAGCGGUCACUCAACAACUCUCGUCGCCUCUCAUUCCUCUCAGUUCUCAAUAUCCUGACGCAUGCUGUGACAAAAGGCAAACAUAGCACAUCGGCACCGGCGAAGAAAAGCGGAUAGUCGUCUCUCACUUUCUCUUUUAGGUAAUUUGUUGGAAUACAGUUAGAGAAGAAGCAAGAGAGUCGCUCACACCACACGUCGAGGCGUCGGAUGCUUUUACACUUGCGAAAGCAAAGCUGGAUUUGGGUAAGGACCUCCCGUGCAAAUAUUUAGUCGGUUGCAUAUUCAGGCGCUCGUCUUCAGCCACACCACAUCUGUUGUCUGGACUUGAAUGAGCUUCCCGAUGAGAGAUCCAGUCAUCCAAGGAUCCAGUAUGGCAUACCACCCGUUUUUACCUCACCGGGGUCCAGAAUAUGCAAUGAGUGCAAUGCUGGGUCACCAGCCGCCCUUUUUCCCGGCCCUGGCUCUGCCACACAACGGCUCCCUGUCUCUGCCCGGGGCGCUGGGCAAACCGAUCAUGGAACAACUUAUGGGCGCAGCAGAGACUGGCCUUCACUUCUCUUCACUGGGACACCAAGCAGCAGCUGCCGCCGCCGCCGCAGCAGCGCAUCUCCGGCCUCUUAAGACACUUGAGCCCGAGGAGGAGGUUGAAGACGACCCGAAAGUUCACCUGGAAGCAAAGGAACUGUGGGAGCUUUUUCACAAGCGUGGCACAGAAAUGGUCAUCACAAAAUCCGGAAGGCGAAUGUUCCCUCCGUUUAAAGUGAGAUGCACGGGCUUGGACAAGAAAGCCAAAUAUAUUCUGUUGAUGGAUAUAGUUGCUGCUGAUGACUGUAGGUAUAAAUUUCACAAUUCGCGCUGGAUGGUGGCAGGGAAGGCUGACCCCGAAAUGCCAAAACGGAUGUACAUUCACCCCGACAGUCCGGCCACUGGCGAGCAAUGGAUGUCUAAAGUCGUCAACUUUCACAAACUUAAGCUGACAAACAACAUCUCCGAUAAGCAUGGCUUUACCAUCCUAAACUCCAUGCACAAAUACCAGCCGAGAUUUCACAUCGUGAGAGCCAACGACAUUCUGAAACUCCCUUACAGCACGUUCAGAACUUACGUGUUCCCUGAAACUGAUUUUAUAGCUGUCACUGCCUACCAGAACGAUAAGGUAACACAACUAAAAAUUGAUUACAAUCCAUUUGCAAAAGGAUUUCGUGAUACUGGAAAUGGGAGACGUGAAAAAAGGAAACAACUGGCCCUGCAGUCCAUGCGUUCAUACGAGGAGCAGCAGAAAAAAGAUCACGGGACGUCAGACGAUUCUUCAGGCGAACAAACGUCGUUUAAAUGUUGUCGCCAGACCUUAUCUCCUGCCGUCUCUAAUGCUGACCACAACAACCUAAAAGACUUUUGUGAUAGUGAUGAAGAAAGUGACGACGAAGAAAAAGACGGACAUUUGAAAGACGGACCAGACUCCACCAAAAUCUCCACCACGACUGACGACUCGAAGGAUCCCGAUGCGAGUUUUAGCAAAAGUCUUUUUGUGGAAAGUGACACUGGCGCUCGAGGGAACGAUAAACCCCGGGUAGACUCGCGGCAGAGUCCUAUAACGCUGAUAUCCAGCACCACCCGGUCCGGUGAGGAGCUCAAGAGUCCAGGCCGGGAUCAGGCCAAAACAGACGACUGCCGGACAGUGAGCAAAGAAAAUUAUAUGCCAUUGACUGUCCAAACAGAUGGCACUGCGCACUUAAAUCACAGCCACUUGCACAAUUUCGGAUUUCCUCCGGGUUUGGCGGGCCAACAGUUUUUCAAUCACUUGAGUGGUGCCCAUCCUUUCCUCUUACACCCCAGUCAGUUCAACAUGGGAGGCGCUUUCUCAAACAUGGCCGCAGGGAUGGGCCCCAUCCUGGCAGCCGUUUCCUCCGGAGGGGUCUGUCCAAUGGACACGAGCAGCGUGGCAUCACCCGCGCAAAACCUGAGCGGGGCGCCGCUGCCUUUCCAUCUGCAGCAACACGUCCUGGCGUCACAGGGUUUGGCUGUGUCUCCGUUCGGAGGUCUCUUUUCAUAUCCUUACACGUACAUGGCCGCAGCAGCAGCCGCAACAUCCGCCGCAACUUCAUCGGUCCAUCGUCAUCCAUUUUUAAACGCGGUGCGGCCUCGGUUAAGGUACAGUCCCUACUCCUUACCGAGUGUCCCGGACAGCACUUUGCUUACAACGGCGAUCCCGCCCAUGACGAGCGGUGCGGUGGACCUGAAGGGAGACAGGACGGCCCCAAGUCCCUGUUCGGUUGCCCUUGACUGUGAGGUCACCAGCCGCUCGUCGGGUUCAGUAUCACUGUCACCAAAAAACUGCGCGGAGAAAGAUUCCAGCAGCGAGUUACAGAGCAUCCAGCGUCUGGUCAGUGGACUCGAGGCCACAAAAGACCGGCCACGCAGCGUGUCCCCGUGACCGGAUCGCGAAUGAUGGACAUUGAAACAGAUUGCGUACGACGAUUCACCGUUAACAAUACGGAAAGUCGAGACUUAAAUGCACUUUGGUAGUACAAAAAUAAACGCGUAAUGUAUGUAUGUUUCUCUUUUGAUAAAUGAAAAGAGUAGCUAACUUUGAAUAUUUUUCAACUCUUUGAAUACCACAGAAGUAUUGAACACAGAACAGUUCGGCGAGAUUUCGUGAACGAAGCUGCUGCGCUCCCUCGUGUUAUGCUCCAGGGUAACGCUGAUUUAAUUUAAUAUGCACUCCGAAUAGCUUCUUCGGUUACUUGAUCUCUCUUUAUCUUUUGAAGACCGAAGUGUUUGAAAAUAUAUUAAGAAAUUAAAGUUAGUGAGGCGUAUUGCAUGUCAAAGACCAGACCCGAUCAUUAGGUUACUGAUGGUUUACAGUUCCAGCGUGAAUUACUCAAACCGCAAUAUAAUCUAUAGUAAGAAGUGUAAGCAACAUUAAACAUGGCGCGAUUUUAACAGAGAACCUUUGAGUCACCCACUUGAUUAUUUUACCUCAAAUGCUGACUAUAGUUGCUAAGAGUUUUUAUAAACUGCAGAAGGCGGGCAUCUUUACUUCGGCCCAAAGUUGCCCGAACUAUCAAUAUUUAUGAUCAUUUGCAGACCCGGUACUACAAUUGCUUGUUAAAUACAUUUUUUUAAUUAAUUGGGGAAAGGGAUCAUAUGCAUCUAUGACGGAUCAUAUGGUUAUAAUUAACACAAAUGUAAAUAGUGAUAAAUAUAUAACAUAUUUAUGUACACAUUUCAUAUGAAUAAUGUUUGUAAAUAUAAAUGACUUUCUUUGGUUGGUUGUUUGUCUGUUUGUGGGAGAUUAAUUUAAUUUAUUGUGGAUAAACGUGUGUGUGCGUGUGUAAAAGUUAUGAAAAGGAAAUAUUUUCCUUGUAUAAAACAUUCUCAUUGAUGUCCUUCUGUCUCUGAACCCGUAACACCCACAGCAAAUCAUGUGCCAUUUUGUCAUCAACUGAUGUGUGUUUUCAUUCAACAAAUUAAAGGCGAUAACACAA